CUAGUGCAAGCGCACAAAGUGACCUCUUCGCGUUAAAAAUCAAGGUGAUACCACGUUCGGCUCCAAAAUCCGGCGCGGACCCUGAGCUGCGACCGUUCCCUAUACAGUAGCUUGUUUACGUGAACUCAUGCAACACCACAGACAACAAUGGAAGUCUCGCAGUCAGUGAAAGCAAGCCAGCAAGCGGUGGCAUCGCCGGACGGGAAGCACAUCGCCGCCGUCCACAGCAGCCGCCUAGAAAUACGGUGCGCGACAACUUCACAUCUCCUCAGAAGCAUGCACAUACCGGCGCACACUUGGGCGAUAAGAUGGGCUCCAGCAGAUCACCAUACCAGACUGUCGCAGCGGGUACUCGUGCAGAACGAGGAAUGCGUUCGCGUGUGGGAUCUGGCGGACGAAAAAUGGGCAGCAACGAUCAACAACGGCAGCGGUGGCAUGGGCAAGAUCUCCAAUGCGGAAUUUGGCAGAACGAAGGACGAGGCUCUCGUCUUCUCAGAGUUCAGUUCGAAAGUUACGGUGUGGUCGCUGCAGACGAGAAGAACGGUUGAGAUUCGCGACCCGAAGUUCUCCACAAAAGGCUUCGCGUAUCGGCCCAGCGGCGGCGUGUUCGCGCUGCUGUCGCGGCCCGGCGCACAAGACAUACUGACACUGCAUGCUCCCGAGACAUACAAGAUCAUGAGGACUGCGACGCUGCCAACAACAGAUGCCCAAGGCUUGAAGUGGAGCCCUGAUGGACGAUGGAUCGCCGUGUGGGAGACGCCGAGCAUUGCAUACAAAGUCCACAUAUAUACGGCAGAUGGUCAUCUGUAUCGAACGUAUGACGGGAGCGGCGAAGAUGGUCUUCAAGGGUUGGGCAUCAAGAGCUUGGAAUGGAGCCCACGAGGUGACUACCUCGCGCUUGGAGGACAUGAUAGAAGAGUUACACUGCUCAGCACCCGAACGUACUCGCCUCUGGUAUUUCUCGAUCACACACAAACCAUACAGCUCAAAGAAGGCUACCUGGUGUGGGAAGAGCAAGUUUCCGCGUCUUCGGGCCGCACAUACAACACGGUGACUCAACCCGUCUCGCCACCAGCAGCCUCUGUAGCACCAGCAGAUCAGCUACAGAAACUUGGGAUGUCCAUCUUGUCCUUCAACGCGGACGGCUCAAUGCUUGCAACGAGGGACGAUUCAAAGCCGACAGCCGUGUGGCUCUGGGAUCUCUCGAAGCUCGUUGCUCGCGCAGUUUUGAUUCAGCAUUUCCCCAUCAAACACGUCUCGUGGCAUCCUCACAUCUCCUCGCUACUCCUCAUACAGUGCACUCACGAGGAGUCAACGAUCUACAUAUACGAUACAGCCACAUCUCUCCCGCACGCCGUGCAGCUUCCGUUCCAGAAGUCGUCAGGCAAGGUGGACGCGCGGUGGAUUCGCACCGGUCCAGACAAGAAACCGGCACUUACGUUCGGAGACAGCGGCAGUUUCCUUGUCGCAUGGCCGGACGGUAAGGAUGUCAUCUUGAGAUUCGACGAUGACAGCCAUGACGAAAGUGACGAUUCCUUGUUCGAAAUUCUCACUGGAAGAUCGCCUACCAAGACAAAGGUCGACAACACAGAGCUUUUGAUCAGCCACACGCUCGAAGAACCGAGCGAAGUGAUGGAUGACACGUUCAUGGGACGCGGCCGUCUGGCUGUUUCGUAACGACGUUUUGGUUUCGGUUGGUUCUGAUGGUCCGUUUCGCUUCAAUUGAGAUACCCAAGAAUGAGAUCCCAAAUUUCCGUG
Molecule: messenger RNA, 1758 nt
Organism: Verruconis gallopava
Lineage: Eukaryota; Fungi; Ascomycota; Dothideomycetes; Venturiales; Sympoventuriaceae
Exons: 3
Coding region: 148-1677 (509 amino acids)
Biological process (GO): microtubule anchoring at mitotic spindle pole body; mitotic sister chromatid segregation; protein localization to mitotic spindle pole body
Cellular component (GO): MWP complex; mitotic spindle; microtubule organizing center
Molecular function (GO): protein binding
Source: RefSeq, a predicted model, not a curated record